Prunus mume (Japanese apricot) is the source of this 900-nucleotide messenger RNA. Its product is annotated as RNAse II-like 1. The record is from RefSeq and is a predicted model, not a curated record. Gene Ontology annotation, molecular function: ribonuclease III activity; RNA binding. Gene Ontology annotation, cellular component: cytoplasm; nucleus. Lineage: Eukaryota; Viridiplantae; Streptophyta; Magnoliopsida; Rosales; Rosaceae. Gene Ontology annotation, biological process: siRNA processing.
AUGGGAGCACAAUCAGAAGAAUAUCAAACACUUCAUAUGAGCGAAGUCUUGUCUUCAGAGGCUGAAAAGUCAACCACGUUGACUGAUGAGGAGGCUCAGCCAAAUCUUGAAGAAGUGGAGAAGAUCAUAGGCUAUAGCUUCAACAACAAGGUUUUGUUAAAAGAAGCUUUUACACAUUCUUCUUUUCUGUCCACAGAGCGCUCUGCCUCUUCUUAUGAGCGUUUGGAGUAUGUUGGGGACGCUGUGCUCAAUUUGUUGUUCAGCAGAGAACAAUACAAUUUGUACCCGGACUUGCCACCCGGCAGGCUGACCCGGCUCCGGGCGGCCAAUGUUGAUACCGAGAAGCUUGCACGUGUGGCUAUCAAACACGGGUUGCACCGCUACCUGCGGCACAAGAAACCCUUGCUUGAAGAACAAAUUCGAGAAUUCACCCGAGCGAUUUCGCAUUAUCCACUGCAUUCCAAUGGUCUCAUAGAUGCUCCAAAGAACCUUGCAGACAUUGUUGAAUCAACAAUAGGAGCAGUUUUCAUGGACUGUAACUCAAUUGACACUGUGUGGGAGGCGUUUAAGGAUUUGUUGGAGCCGAUAAUAAAUCCGGGGACCAUAAAGACGCAUCCUGUUACACAGCUUUAUGAAAUAUGCCAAAAGAACAAUCUAAAACUUCGGUUUGUAGAUUUGUGGGAGGAAAGCCACACGGUUGAGGUUUUCAUAAACAAUGAGAUUGUUGGAAGAGGUACUUACAGCCUUAAAAAGGAAGUUGCACAAAACAGAGCAGCAAAAGAUGCAUUGGACAACAUUUGGAAAGUAUUAGGUGAGGAAAAAGAAAAUGCCCAAGACCAAGACCAAGAGGCAAAUUGUCAAUCUGAGGAACUACCUGAAAUGAAAAAUCUUAAUGUGUAG